AAUUAGAAACAAGAUUUUUCACAGAAUGACUGAUAUUCAAAGUGUUGUAAAUAAAGAGAAAGCUGACUUAGCAUAUACAAGUUUACAACAUAUAUGUCAACUUGAUGUUGACUCUACACCUAAUAUUAUUAGAAAAACUGGCAUCAUAUGCACGAUAGGCCCAUCAUCUAGAUCAGUUCAAGUUCUUAUAGAAAUGAUUAAAGCUGGAAUGAAUAUUGCAAGGCUUAAUUUUUCCCAUGGAAAUCAUGAUUAUCAUGCAGAAACAAUUAAAAAUAUAAGAGAAGCUAUAAAUACUUUUAAACCUAAAGUUCCAGUAGCAAUUGCAUUAGAUAUAAAGGGCCCUAAAAUUAGGACAGGAAUCUUAGAACCUAAUAUAGAAGAAAUUGAAUUAAAAGAAGGAAAACAAUUAAGAUUGACAGUUGAUAAAACCUAUUCCAAAAAAUGUAACUCGGAUUUACUGUAUAUUGAUUAUCCAAAGUUAAUAACUUCUGUCUAUAAGGGAAAUAAAAUAUUUAUCGAUGAUGGUUUAAUAUCACUAUCAGUUCAAGACAUAGGCGAGGAUUACGCUCAAUGCAUUGUUGAAAAUGGCGGUAGAAUUGGAAGUUUCAAAGGAGUUAACUUGCCCGGUGUCUCUGUCGAUUUACCACCCUUAUCCGAGAAGGAUAUAAGCGAUAUUCAUUUCGGGAUCGAGAAUGACGUGGAUAUGGUAUUCGCCUCGUUUGUGCGGGACGCCAACGGCGUUAAAGAAGUUCGUAAAGCAUUAGGAGAUACCGGUAAAAAGAUUCUCGUUAUAUCUAAAGUCGAAUCUCAUCAAGGCCUUAAACAUAUCGAUGAGAUCAUAAAGGAAUCGGACGGAGUAAUGGUGGCUAGGGGGGAUAUGGGAAUCGAGAUCCCUCCUGAAAAAGUAUUUUUGGCCCAGAAAAUGAUUAUCGGUCGGUGUAAUUUAGCUGGAAAAUCGUGCAUUUGUGCCACUCAAAUGCUAGAGAGUAUGAUAGCAAACCCCAGACCCACCCGCGCAGAAGUGAGCGAUGUAGCUAACGCUGUGUUGGAUGGAGCCGAUUGCACAAUGCUGAGUGGUGAAACGGCAAAAGGAAAAUAUCCCGUCUUAUCUAUCAAUAUCAUGGCCAGGAUAUCCCUUGAAGCCGAAGCUGCCUUAUUUCAUAAACAAUUUUUCCAGUCUAUCGUGGAAGAAACUAAGACACCUGUCGCUACAGUCGAAGGUAUUUCUAUAGCUGCAGUAGAGGCUUCCUUCAAAUCUAACGCUAAAUGCAUUAUAACCCUGACACAAACAGGAAGGACUGCUACUGCAUUAUCGAAAUUUAGGCCAAAAUGCGUUAUAUACGCUGUUACUCGUUCAUGGAAGGUGUGCGUUCAAUUACAUCUUUAUAGAGGAAUAAUACCAAUAUUUUGCCAAGAUCCCCCCUUAAAAGAUUGGUGUUCCGACGUUGAUCACAGAGUUAAAUUAGCUGUCAAUCAUUGCAAAGAUUCUAAAGUCUUAAAAACCGGUGAUACCAUGAUUUUAGUUACGGGUUGGAAAGAGGGUUCCGGGUUUACCAACACUAUGCGCAUAGUCCCAGUGGAUUGAAAUCGUUUUUUCUAUGAAUCUCCUUUUAUCAUCAUUUUUUAUAUGCAUUUUGGUUCAAUCAUCGCUAAUCAAUAUUUUUUAUGAUUCAUGACCCCAUCUCAGUAUUAAUAUUUUUUUAUACAGUAUUUCAAACAUUUUUUUUCAUAUAACCAAACUAGAGAAAAUAGGUGACUAAAAUUUGCCUGCUCAAAAUGAGACAUUUUUUAACAAUUAAUCUACAGAAAUGAUAAUUGGUUAAUUAUAUAUUUAUUUUUAUCUACGAAUGAUAUUUAUAGAAAAUUUUAUUUAUUUAUUGUUUAAUGAUUUUUUAUUUAUAAUGACAUUUAAAAUAAGCAUAAUAGUUAUUGAAUUUCACACCAUCAUAUACUUUA
Molecule: messenger RNA, 1956 nt
Organism: Gordionus sp. m RMFG-2023
Lineage: Eukaryota; Metazoa; Nematomorpha; Gordioida; Chordodea; Parachordodidae
Product: pyruvate kinase PKM-like
Exons: 12
Coding region: 26-1585 (519 amino acids)
Biological process (GO): glycolytic process
Cellular component (GO): cytoplasm
Molecular function (GO): potassium ion binding; magnesium ion binding; pyruvate kinase activity
Source: RefSeq, a predicted model, not a curated record